AUGGAGAAGCCGUUGAUACUAGAUUUUGGUACAGUUUCGUUUAGAGUUGGACGCGCCGGAGACAAAAACCCAACGUUCUUUGUCCCUCCAGUCAUAGGUAAGCCCCUGAUGAAGGAUUCUAAGGGCGAUUUAUGUGACUUUACAGGCGGUUCAGGCCAAAACCCACUUGAAUACACCAUCUUCCCUUUAAAUCCAAGAGAUAAGCACGACAAUGUUAUUCCAAUCUCAGCCAUCACAUACGGAGAAAAUGGUUUUGAAGUGAAUCAAUCAUUGUUGGAACGUUUGUUGGACGGAUGUUUGGGAGUUAAGGGCAUGGACGAAAGUUUGCAGGACACUCCAGUGAUAGUGUCAGAGCCAUCAUUGCACAACCCGAAGUUCAGACAAAAUUUUACCGAGUUAUUGUUUGAGACUUUUAAGGUUGAGAACGUGUUUCUAUGUAAAAGGUCAGCGCUAUCCUGCUAUGCAAGCGCCUGUACCAGCGGAGUGGUGGUUGACAUUGGGGGUUCCUGCACAAACAUCGCACCAGUGCUUGAGGGAUACACACUCCAAGACCACGUCAAAGAGGAGCCAACGGGAGGCACUCUAAUCGAUCGCAUUUUCUACUCAUACCUUUCAUCCAUAGGUAUCACAGUUAGACCAUCAUACGAAUACUCCAAACCACCCAAAUCUGAAUCUAACACUAACGGUGUGAAUAAUGGUGUGGAAGUGGAUACCACAGUGGUAAAGGGAGUUGUGGGAAAGAAACCCGUAAAACGUGACGAUUCAAAGGUUUUGAUAAGGAAAUUACCAUUUGUACAUGAAGAUUAUUAUCACUGGUCUGCUUUAUACGCCACUUCAGUGUUGAAGGAGACUUGCAUAGUGCUAAACGAGGAAAUUAAUGUCAACAGUAGUGGGAGAGAAGCAUACUGUUACGCACUCCCAGACGGCAAUUAUUUAGAUGUUGAAAACAGUAAACGACUUUGUGGGAUUUUCUGUAGCUCAAUCUUUUCUAAAACCGAAUACCUACACAAUAAACAUAGUGUUAAAUCAUCAAACCAAGAUUCCAUAGAUAUGGAAUCAGUAUAUAGUAGAAAAGGAUUAUCAACACUGUUAACCGACUGUUAUGGUGAGUUGUUAGAUUCAGAGGUGAAUAGAGUAGUAUUGGACCAGUUGGUGGUUAGUGGCGGGUGUACAAGGCAUCCAGCUGUAGUUCCAAUUUUGGAAAGGGACGUCGAGGAAUAUUUAAGGAAGAAGAAACUAGAGAGUGGCCCACGUCUUGUGGCUGUGGGUGGAAAUGAACAACAGUUUAGCAGCUACAUCGGAGCCUCAAUCCUCUCUUCACUGGGCGCAUUUACAAGCUUCUGUGUUAACUUGGCGGAUGUGCAGGAACUAGGACUACAAAGAGCACUUCAAAGGAGAUGCCCAUAA
Theileria annulata is the source of this 1407-nucleotide messenger RNA. Its product is annotated as actin, putative. NCBI's taxonomy places the organism in Eukaryota, Apicomplexa, Aconoidasida, Piroplasmida, Theileriidae. The transcript has 2 exons. The record is from RefSeq and is a predicted model, not a curated record. Gene Ontology annotation, biological process: regulation of transcription by RNA polymerase II. The coding region runs from base 1 to 1407 and encodes 468 amino acids. Gene Ontology annotation, cellular component: SWI/SNF complex; NuA4 histone acetyltransferase complex. Gene Ontology annotation, molecular function: chromatin binding.